Molecule: messenger RNA, 5528 nt
Organism: Alligator sinensis (Chinese alligator)
Lineage: Eukaryota; Metazoa; Chordata; Crocodylia; Alligatoridae
Gene: AKAP13
Product: A-kinase anchoring protein 13
Exons: 29
Coding region: 737-4996 (1419 amino acids)
Biological process (GO): regulation of Rho protein signal transduction; adrenergic receptor signaling pathway; positive regulation of canonical NF-kappaB signal transduction
Cellular component (GO): membrane; actin cytoskeleton
Molecular function (GO): MAP kinase scaffold activity; guanyl-nucleotide exchange factor activity
Source: RefSeq, a predicted model, not a curated record
CCAAAUCAGGAGGGAGUGGCUUUGUUUUAUUUUUUUCUCCCCCUUUACCCUGUGCUGUUAUUAGAAAUUUAAACUUAUUCAAAAAACGAUACCUCCCGCCUGGGGAACUGUGGACUGACUUGAAAGGAGGGAAAGUGGCUUUGUUUUCUUUUACACCUUCGAACAGUGAAAGCAGCAGCUUAUCAGGGGCAAUUGUUGUCUUUGGAUUUCGUGCUCGCACUCCUUUCUUUGGAUUAGACAGAUUGUGGUGGAGACUAGCCCUGAUAGUUUCAUCUCUCGGUGUGUUACUGAGUGCCAGUUGCAAACAGCUGGCUUUUGUUCUCUCUCUCCUUUCAAGAACUUUACUUUUGUAUGUUUUUUCUGCUAUUAAAAUUGGCUGGAAAACUUUUUAUUCUCCAAAUGCAGUGGUCAUUCUGGUGACAUUCUUAGUGCUUUUCUUUUUUAAAAAAAAAUCGUAUAUAAAAUACCGUCUCUAAAAAGAUCGGCUUUGACUAUAAAUGCCUGCAUUGUCUGUCUAAGCAAGCCCGUGUUCCAAGAGGACUUUAUCAACCAGUUGCAGCUCGGGAUUUUCUUUUUCCUGUUACGAGAAUUGGCCAGGCUGAUGCGAUUCAGAGACGCAGGGACUUCUCUGAGCACAUACGUGAGAGAUUUGGAGCGUGCGCCUUGACAACUUGAUCCUGGAGUUAAUGGUGGGCUCUGCUCCUCACGUUUUGCCUCAGUUUUUUUUCUGGACAAAAUGUACGAGCGACACAAGAGACGGUACAGCCUGUGUGAUAUUUCCAAGGUGGGCAGGACGGUAGACGUCGUGUUGUUGAAGAUAAACCGUGAAAGCUGGUGUCCAAUAGAGCCUUGUUCCGAUCCUUCACUGCUGGAGUCUAAGCGGACUCGUAAAUCUACAGAAUGUGAACAUUUCCUGGAGGAUGGGCUGAGCGGAGUCUGCACCUCAUCGCAGGGUAUCCUUAAAAGAGAAUCCGGGAGCGAGUCUGAAUUCUUCUCCUUGCCUGGGGAUGGGAUGGAUGACAUAGUCUUUGGAAAGCCAGAAGAGGAGCAGUCUGCUUGCGAUAUCACCAGUUCCAGCUCUUCAGCAGAUGACACGGUGUCUUUAGAGAGGAACUCAUCUCUCGGAAGUGACAUUUCCCUUCCACACGUCUUAAGCUCCAAUAGGCAUAAGGAUAGGCACAGUCUGGAUGGGAGCUGCAUCAAUAUGGCCAAUGCAGAGGGAAGGGACAGUGAACCUGCUGGCUCAGGCGAGACAGAAGAAGAGAUGGAUAGUAUCACAGAAGUGCCUGCCCAUUCCUCUGUCUUAAGAAACUCAAUGCGACCACUGUCGCCUUUUCGUCGGCACAGUUGGGGGCCAGGGAAAAAUGCUGCUAAUGAGGCAGAAAUCAAUCACAGGAGUUACAGCCUCGAAGGCCUUGCGGGCGACUCUGAUGAUAUCAAGAAGCCCCCCUCAAAUUUAGAAACAUCCUCCCUGAGCUCCAAAGACCUGAGACGUAGCCCACUCGCCAGUGAUGAACAAGGGUCCUCAGUCCUGCUCACUGAAGAAGAACUUGAAGAUGAGCAUGGGGAACUCAGAGGGUUUGAUCGUCAGAUACGCCAAAGAUCACAGCCUCAUGGAUUUAAUUUCUGUAGUUCUGCCAUGCCUUCUCCACUGACCAAAUCCAUAUCGCUGAUGACAAUCAGUCAACCAGGACUGGACAGCACGCGAUCGUUCAGUGGUACCAGCAGUUCCCUGGCUCAGAGUAUCUCUGAAGAGAGCUGCAACUUCCCACCUAACAGCCCCUCUAGGAAAGAUUUAGAGUGGAAAAGUGGAACAAAAGUCAGUCGCACCUUCAGCUACCUCAAGAACAAGAUGUCCAGCAGCAAGAAGAGCAAAGAAAAAGAGAAAGAUAAGGAGAAGAUUAAAGAGAAAGACAAAGAUUCCAAGGAGAAAGAAAAAGACAAGAAGUUGUUAAAUGGGCACCUCUUCAACACAACCCCUGUUGUGGGUCCCAUCACCUGUCACCACUGUAUGAAACCUUUCAACAAGGAUUCGUACCUCUGUGCAAACUGCAAUGCAAUUGUUCACAAAGGCUGCAAGGAGAGCCUGGCUUCCUGUGCAAAGGUCAAAAUGAAGCCACAAAAAGGGAUGCUGCAGGCACAUGAUACCUCAUCAUUACCCGCAGUAAUUAUGAGAAACAAACCCUCACAACCUAAGGAGCGCCCCCGCUCUGCAAUACUUGCCCCUGAUGAAAACACCGUCACCUCACUAUUCAAUAACAGGAGAUCACAACAGAGCACAGCACUUUCAAAAAGCGUUUCGAUACAGAACAUUGCUGGAGUUGGCAGUGAGGAAAGCUCAAUAAAUAAUUGGAAAUACCUGUCGCAGUCAACAGACUCUUUACAUAAAAUCAGCCGAGUGAAUGAAUCCACAGAGUCGCUCAUUGAUGAGGGUACAGACAUGAAUGAAGGACAGCUGAUGGGGGACUUUGAGUUAGAUUCCAAGCAGUUGGAGGCAGAGUCGUGGAGUCAAGUAGUGGACAGCAAGUUCCUGCGUCAGCAAAAGAAAGAUGUUGUCAAACGGCAAGACGUCAUUUAUGAACUGAUGCAAACAGAGAUGCAUCAUGUCCGAACGCUGAAGAUCAUGAGUGACGUCUACAGCAGAGGAAUGAUGCAGGAACUGCAGUUUGAACAGCAAACAGUAGAAAAGGUCUUUCCUUGCCUGGAUGACUUGCUGAACAUCCACAACCAGUUCUUCCAGCGGAUUCUGGAGAGGAAGAAAGAGUCCCUGGCGGACAAAAGUGAAAAGAACUUUGUCAUCAAGAGGAUAGGAGAUAUCCUGGUGAAUCAGGUAAGUGAUGAAAAAGCCGAGAGAAUGAAGAAGACGUAUGGCAAAUUCUGCGGGCACCACAAUGAGGCCGUGAAUUAUUUCAAAGACCUACUCUCCAAGGAAAAGCGGUUUCAGGCAUUCAUCAAGGUAAGAGCCAAUGGGAGAUGUAUUGGCAGGGCCAAUNNNCCUGAGUGCAUCUUGUUAGUAACGCAGAGGAUCACAAAGUAUCCAGUACUACUACAAAGAAUAUUAGAAUACACCAAAGAAAAUGAAGUGGAACACCAACACUUGACUCAGUCGUUAAACCUGGUGAAGGAUGUGAUCGCUGCCGUGGACAGCAAAGUCAACAAUUACGAAAAGAAAAUGCGUCUCAGUGAGAUCUACACCCGGGUGGACAGCAAGUCCAUCAUGAGAAUGAAGAGCGGCCAGAUGAUCGCCAAAGAGGACUUGAGACACCGAAAACUCAUCCGCGAUGGGCCUGUCUCACUGAAGAAUGCAGCCGGGAGGUUGAAAGAAGUCCAGGCUGUCCUCCUCUCAGACAUCCUGAUCUUCCUUCAGGAGAAGGACCAGAAGUACAUCUUUGCCUCAUUGGACACGAAAUCUACAGUAAUCUCUCUGAAAAAGCUCAUUGUACGAGAAGUGGCUCAUGAGGAAAAAGGCUUAUUCCUCAUUUCCACGGGAGUGCCCAACCCAGAGAUGGUAGAAGUCCAUGCCAGCUCCAAGGAGGAGCGUAAUAGUUGGAUACAACUCAUUCAGGACACCAUUAACACCAUGGACAAGGAUGAAGAUGAAGGAGUCCCUAGUGAGUCUGAGGUGGAAAAGAAAGAGCUGGAUGCCAAAGCUAAAGAAUUAAAAGAACAGCUUCAGCAGAAAGAUCAGCAGAUCCUCACGCUGCUGGAGGAGAAGGGGAAGAUUUUCAGGGAUAUGACCGACUGCAGUGUGCAAGAAGAUGGCUUGGUCUCCAGAGUGCUGUUCAGAGCCAACACUGAAGAGGCACCCAAGGGGGAGAACAUUAUGAAAAGUGCAAUAAAUGAGGUCGAGUUGUUGCAAAGCAUGGUGAGCAGGAGUCUGGGGAGUGCGCUGGGACCACAGGUCAGCAGCCCUAACUCUGAGCAAGAAGGAGUUGGCCCCAUCUCCCUUCCAAGAAGAGCAGAAACCUUUGGAGGCUUUGACAGCCACCAAAUGAACGCAUCCAAGUGUGGAGAGAAGGAUGAAAGCGAAGAUGCCCAGGAUCUUCGGAGGACAGAAUCCGACAGCAUUCUGAAGAAGGGUGGAAACGCUAAUUUCAUGUUCAUGUUGAAAAGAAAUAAUGAGCAUGUUCUCCAUAGCAUCACCCAGCUCCAUAACCUGCUUAGUGCUUUGCAGGCUGUCGUGCUGCAGCAGGACACGUACAUUGAGGAUCAGAAGAUGGUUCUGAACGAGAGAGUGUUGACACGGACCUUCUCCAGGCCGAACUCCUUGAUCGAGCAGGAGAAGCAGCGGAGCCUAGAGAAGCAACGCCUGGAGCUGGCCAACCUGCAGAAGCAGCAAGCCCAGUACCUGGCGGAGAAACAGAAGAGGGAGAAGGAAUGGGAGGCACGGGAGAAGGUGCUAGCAGACCGGGAAAUGCGGCUGUCCCAGAGAGAAGAGCAGGCUCAGAAGGGGCACCAAGAGCUGGAGAAGGAGAAGGAGGAGCUGCAGAAGAAGAAGUCGGCCUACCAGAUCGACCUGGAGAGGCUCCGUGCUGCACAGAAACAACUGGAGAGGGAGAAGGAGCAACUCCAGAGAGAAAUGGAGCAGUUGCAUCAUGCACAGCUGAAGCAGCCUGGCCACAAUCAGGUUUCAAAGCCGCAUGAGAAAACUAUGUGGACCCCUUCCCUGUCCCCUGCUGAGGACCCCUCCAAACAGCAAAGCUCUUCCCUUCCCGAGCCAGGGCACUUUGAUUCAGAACUGUCUGUCUCACCCAAAAGGAACAGUCUCUCAAGGACAUCAAAAGAGAAAUGCCCUUCCAAGUUGCAUAGCACAACCAAUCAGACUAACAAGGUGGCUGAGGGGCAGCACCAGAUACCUUCCCGCCUCUUCAGUUUAGGGCAAGCCAAGCCAAAGGACAAGAAGGAAAAGAAGAAAAAGAGCAAAAGCCAGCGCUCCCAACCUGCUGAUGCCCAUUCAUCAGAAGCACCACUGGAGGGCAAGGAAAUCUUCUGCUGAGUGUCUGCUCCUAAUUCUGCUGGGAUAAGGCUCCCUCUUCACUGUACUGUAUUAGAACCCAUGCAGGCGUCUGGCAGGGCCAAAGCUCUCCUUGCCCACUGAGUGCUCUCAGCCAUUGUAUGGAGGAAAGCUCCCUGCCCCCACCCUGCAGCAGGUUCCUGGUUCCUCCAUCCACCAAGCUUGCCAAGCCAUGCAUUCAGUGAAGCAUGCAUCAAGGUUGCAAGAGGCGGGCGCAGGGCUCUAGCCUUCAGUCUUGUAUGAAUCCUGGCUGCAGGGGCUGACCACAUAGCAAGCAGCACCCACUCCCUAUGCAAACCUUGGUUUAAAAUGACCUGUGCAGAUAAUUCCCUAUUUCUCUUACUGGUCAAGGUUGAGAGAAGGUGGCCCAAGGAGUCUGUGCCUCUGCAUUCCCCUUUUCUGGGGAACAUAACCAAACCCAAGCAUUUAGCAAAAGGUUAGGACUCUGCAGAUGGUGCGUACACACUGGCAUAUAUAGAUAUACUGUGUGUGUGUGUGUGUGUGUGUGUGUGUG